Messenger RNA from Orbilia oligospora ATCC 24927, 1038 nucleotides. RefSeq lists its product as uncharacterized. Bases 1 to 1038 code for a protein of 345 amino acids. The record is from RefSeq and is a predicted model, not a curated record. Lineage: Eukaryota; Fungi; Ascomycota; Orbiliomycetes; Orbiliales; Orbiliaceae. The transcript has 2 exons. Gene Ontology annotation, biological process: peptidyl-L-cysteine S-palmitoylation; protein targeting to membrane. Gene Ontology annotation, cellular component: extrinsic component of endoplasmic reticulum membrane; endoplasmic reticulum palmitoyltransferase complex.
AUGGCCUUUACCCUCUCCGAAAACGACUCUGGCAUAUCCGGCUUUAGCACCAAAGAUAAUAAAUCCAGCAUUCACCGCCUAUCUUCUAACCGUCCGUCCAACGAGAUGGCAACGAAUACUACUACCACCGCUGCUUCAUCCAUCGCCGACACACCUACCGGUAACCGAAAGUCCAUUUCUUCCUCGAAAGACCCGGCUUCCCCUUUUCACCCGCCCGGCCCGCUCCAGCAUUCUCGCUCCGAAUCCGUAGAUCUCGAACUGGAACGAGGCUUAAAACUCGACGACCUCCGUCAACGUCGCGCUCAAGAACUACCUCCCGUUUCACCGAUUAAUCAUGGACACUCUCGCGACGGCUCUUCUUCGAUUCACACCGAAUCUUCAACUCCUUGGGAUCCGACUCACCCAUGUUACCCGCACGUAAAUCCUCACGUUCCACCAAAUUCGCCGCUGGCGGAAUCCACAAAGAUCAUCCGGAUACCCCGCGACUUCAUGAUCCAUGGCGAUGUCAGUCCGGCCUUUUCGAACACAUACCCGAAAAUCUUGGAACCCUACCUUGGUGAGGAACGCUUCAGACGGAUAGUGAAAACGAUAAAUGCCGAGUUGUAUGAGGCUUUUAAUCCGUGGAACUGGCGGAAUUGGGUGGAUGCUGGGGUCGGCGUCCUGACAUUGUGGUUUGCCGAGGAUAUAUUUGGCACGGAGACGAAAAGACGGUUAAGAAAGAUCGAGACUUUCUUAGAGCAGCAGAACAAAGAGAUGGAGGAAAUUUUGGAGAAACUUCGAAGGGGCGAAAUCGUGGAGGGAGAGGAAGGACGAGUUGGCAGCCGGGCAGGAGAAGAAGGAGGACCUGUACCGAUCAGCGGAUUGGCAAAGUUAAUUCCGCUACGGAGGACAGGUUAUAUGAACCUGGAUAUCCAAAUACCAAACCCCUUCACUCCCGACUCGGAGUUCGACGAAGACGAGGUGGGAGAGUACUCUGCUCAGCCGACGCCACGGGAUACUGGCGCGCCUACUAGCCCGAGAGAUGGAAUCCCCAGCUGA